UUCCAACCUUCCUCCCACCUCACUUCCCUCUCUCCCACCUUUUCGGACUCCACAAUUUCUCUUCUUCUUCUUCUUCUUCUUCUUCUUCUUCUCUAUAAUACAACAAAGAAAACCGCCUCUCUCUCUAGACUAGAGUUCUCUAUCUCGUUUUCUAGAGCUGAAAACCGCUUUCUGUUUAAUUAAUCUCUGUUUUCUACAUAAUUUUUGGAAACAGAUCUAAGUGUAAGCGAAAAAUGAAAGGUUUAAGCUUGUUCGAGCGAGCUUCUAGAUCCUUCCAUGGCUAUCCUUUCCUCUCUAAGUUUAUUGUGGUUUGCGCCGUCAGUGGUGGGGGACUUGUAGCCUAUGCUGAUGCAAACUCAUCCAAUGGAGUACAUGCUUUGGCAACACCUGAGCCGGUGAGCAAGAAAAAAAAGGUCGUUGUGCUUGGAACUGGUUGGGCAGGAACAAGUUUUUUGAAGAAACUAAAUAGCCCAUCAUAUGAUGUUCAAGUGAUAUCACCUCGUAACUACUUCGCGUUCACUCCCUUGCUACCAAGUGUUACAUGUGGUACGGUGGAAGCUCGCAGCAUCGUUGAACCUAUUCGCAACAUUGUCAGGAAGAAAAAUGUCGACAUUUGUUUCUGGGAAGCUGAAUGUUUCAAGAUUGAUGCAGAAAACAAAAAAGUUUACUGUCGAUCUAACCAAAAUGCAAACAUGAAUGGGAAAGAAGAAUUCGUUGUAGAAUAUGACUACCUCGUAAUAGCCAUGGGAGCUCGACCAAAUACAUUCAACACACCUGGAGUGAUGGAGUAUUGCAAUUUCUUGAAGGAGGUUGAAGAUGCUCAGAAGAUCCGUAGGUCUGUUAUUGACAACUUUGAGAAGGCCAGUCUACCAAAUUUAAGCGACGAAGAGAGAAAAAGAAUUCUUCAUUUUGUAGUGGUUGGUGGUGGUCCAACUGGUGUGGAAUUUGCUGCAGAGCUUCAUGAUUUUGUGAAUGAGGAUCUAAUCAAAAUAUAUCCUUCAGCUAAAGAUUUCGUAAAAAUAACACUUCUUGAGGCAGCAGAUCAUAUUCUGAACAUGUUUGACAAAAGAAUCACAGAUUUUGCUGAAGAAAAGUUCAGAAGAGAUGGCAUUGAUGUGAAAUUAGGGUCAAUGGUUGUGAAAGUAUCUGAUAAAGACAUUUCUACUAAAGUAAGGGGGAGUGGAGAAACUACUUCUAUACCUUAUGGAAUGGUUGUCUGGUCAACUGGAAUUGGAACUCAUCCUGUCAUUAGGGACUUCAUGAGGCAAAUUGGUCAGAAUAACAGGCGUGCUCUAGCAACUGAUGAGUGGCUGAGAGUUGAGGGAUUUAACAAUGUAUACGCCCUUGGUGAUUGUGCAACAAUUAACCAGCGUAAAGUCAUGGAAGAUAUCUCAGCAAUAUUUAAGAAGGCAGACAAGGACAAUUCUGGAACACUCACAGUAAAAGAAUUUCAAGAAGUCAUUAAUGACAUUUGUGAAAGAUAUCCCCAAGUGGAACUUUAUUUAAAGAACAAAAAAAUGCGCAAUAUUGUUGAUCUGCUGAAGGAAGCCAAAGGGGAUGUUGCAAAAGAAUCUAUUGAAUUAAAUAUCGAGGAGUUUAAAACAGCUCUUUCUGAAGUGGAUUCUCAGAUGAAGAAUCUUCCAGCAACAGCGCAGGUUGCGUCUCAACAAGGUACCUACCUUGCCAAUUGCUUCAACCGCAUGGAAGAAGUUGAGAAUAAUCCAGAAGGCCCUCUCAGGUUCAGGGGAGAAGGUCGCCAUCGAUUUCGCCCCUUCAGGUACAAGCAUCUUGGUCAAUUUGCUCCACUAGGGGGAGAGCAAACGGCAGCACAACUUCCCGGUGAUUGGGUUUCAAUUGGACACAGCACUCAGUGGCUUUGGUAUUCUGUCUAUGCUAGUAAGCAAGUAAGCUGGCGUACAAGGGCAUUGGUUGUGUCUGACUGGACAAGGCGUUUCAUCUUUGGAAGGGAUUCCAGUAGGACAGCAAAUAAUUAACAUCAGGUUCUGGAGCUUAAGCAUUGAAGCACAUACUGUUCACAGUAGAAAUGAAGAAGUUCUGCUUUCACAUUAUUUUCUGCUCUAAUCAAUUCUUUGAAUAAUCACGUAAAGAACCCCCUCGGUGGUUUAGCAGUGAUAGUAAGUUGGCAUCUUUUGUUAAUGCUCGGAGUAAUUACUUGUUCAUUUGUUAUUGAUUUUUUGACAAAAUUGAGUACCUCAUUUUGCUGCUAAAAAUUACUUGAAAAUUUAGAUGA
Messenger RNA from Hevea brasiliensis (rubber tree), 2251 nucleotides. Its product is annotated as external alternative NAD(P)H-ubiquinone oxidoreductase B2, mitochondrial. The record is from RefSeq and is a predicted model, not a curated record. The coding region runs from base 234 to 1994 and encodes 586 amino acids. Gene Ontology annotation, molecular function: calcium ion binding; NADH dehydrogenase activity. The transcript is spliced from 10 exons. Lineage: Eukaryota; Viridiplantae; Streptophyta; Magnoliopsida; Malpighiales; Euphorbiaceae.